Xyrauchen texanus (razorback sucker) is the source of this 2032-nucleotide messenger RNA. RefSeq names its product fatty acid amide hydrolase 2a (gene faah2a). Lineage: Eukaryota; Metazoa; Chordata; Actinopteri; Cypriniformes; Catostomidae. The transcript is spliced from 11 exons. Bases 61 to 1662 code for a protein of 533 amino acids. The record is from RefSeq and is a predicted model, not a curated record.
UCCUGUUUUAGCCUACUUUGAAACCAACCUGCGCACUGGUGUCAUUGCUGCUCAUUGACGAUGGCUUUGACCCGGUUCGAGAGGUUCUUGGGCCGCCUGCUUCGGGCUGUGAUGUGGAUGCUGUUCGCCACUUUUAAGUUAUUUGCACCCCAGCCACGGCAUGCCGGCGUUUCCCGACUCCCUCCUAUAACUAACCCACUCCUGCUACUCUCAGCGAUGCAGCUUGCCCGAAAGAUUCGUCGGAAAGAGGUAACUAGUGUUGAAGUGGUCCAGGCCUACAUUGACCGCAUUCAGGAAGUCAACCCACUUAUUAAUGCAAUGGUUAAGGACAGGUUUUCCUCAGCGCUUCAUGAGGCUGCACAGGUAGAUAAACUAAUAGAGGAGGAGACGGGUGGAGAGGACGUGUUGGAGGACAGACUACCUCUGCUUGGUGUGCCCAUCACUGUCAAAGAGGCUUUUGCACUACAAGGCAUGCCGAACUCAACAGGGUUGUUGACCAGAAGGGAUCUAGUUUCAGGGGUAGAUGCUCCAUCUGUUGCUUUGUUGAAGAGGGCGGGAGCGAUUCCACUGGGUGUGACUAACUGCAGUGAGCUCUGUAUGUGGCUCGAGUCUCACAACCACCUCUAUGGCAUCACUAACAACCCCUAUGACCUAGACAGAAUUGCUGGUGGCAGCUCAGGAGGUGAGGGCAGUAUAUUGGGUGCAGGUUCCUCUGUGAUUGGAAUUGGGUCAGAUAUUGGGGGUAGUAUCCGCAUUCCCUGCUUUUUCAAUGGCAUCUUUGGACACAAGCCAUCAGUAGGUAUCGUAAGUAAUGAUGGGCAGUAUCCUCCAGCCUCUGGGCAGCAGAUGGGAUUUCUAUGCACUGGGCCUAUGUGCCGCUAUGCUGAAGAUCUAAUUCCCAUGCUAAACAUCAUGGGAGGACCAAAUACACAUAAAUUGUCUCUCUCUGCAGAUGUAGAUUUGAAAAAGAUGAGGUUCUUUUCUGUUCCCCACAAUGGAGGCUCUCCUUUGGUCUCCCCAGUGGAUGCACAACUGCUCCAGGCCCAAAGGAUGGUGGUUAAACGUUUAGAGGCAGACCUCGGCAUCAAAGUUCAAGAGCUAAUCAUCCCUCAGUUCAAAUACUCCUUUCAGAUCUGGGGAACUAUGAUGUCUUUACCUGGCAAGGAUGGAAAGCCUCCCACUACCUUUGCUGAUCUAAUGAGUGAAGGCGGAAAGAAAGUGUGGCCUACCUGGGAGCUGUUCAAGUGGUUUCUAGGGUUCUCUUCUCACACCUUGGCAGCAAUAGGUCUGGCUUUAGUUGAGCUAUUCCAGAGUUCCCAUCCAUCUCCAUUCAUUGUACAGCAGAAGGACAGUCUGCAACAGGAAUUAGAUGAGUUAUUGGGCACAGACGGAGUGCUACUGUACCCUUCUCAUCCCCACAUUGCUCCCAAACACCACCACCCAAUCUUCACGCCUUUCAACUUCUCUUACACUGGUAUCUUUAAUAUCUUGGGUCUACCAGUGACCCAGUGUCCAUUAGGGUUGAGUGCGGAGGGCUUGCCUCUAGGAGUACAAAUUGUGGCUGGAAAACUACAGGACCGUCUCUCUUUGGCUACUGCCCUCUACCUGGAGAAAGCUUUUGGUGGCUGGAGGGAACCAGGCAGCACAGCUGCCAAAUCUUAACCCAUCUCGUGCAUCGUCAUAUGAAACAAUUUGACCACAUAACCAACAACACAUACCACACACACAGCGUGUGUAGCCAUCCAAAGCUUUGUCCCAUUUGUUCAGAAUGCAUUUUACAUUAACUGAAAUAUUUUAUAGGGCUGCAUUUGUGUUUCCGUGAUAUCAUAUGGAAGCUUGGUAAUAUAAAAAAAUGUUGGUGGGUAUUUCAUAUUAUGACAUUGAGUGGAUGCCAGAUCCAGGAAAGUUUGUGUAUGAAAGCUAUUUACUGUACAUGAGACAGCUUAUUACUUGAUAAUUAAUUGACAAAUUAAGUCAUUUUAUAACAGUACUGGUUUACUUUCAUGCACUAAAACUAAAACUUUGGAACAAA